GUUUGCACUCUAUGUACAGUUGGUUAUAUACAGUUUGUUAUUAUGUACAGAGUAAUUAAUCAGGUGUUCAGUCUAUCCAAAAUAUAAAUAGUGCAAAUAACAGGUCCAGUAAAGUACUGAAACAGUGCAGUAUGAGUAGGUGGAACUGGAUUUUCUUCAAGUGAAGAAAAACAUUAAUUGUGUGUUUUAAUAUAAAUUUACAUACAGAAUUUUCUUCAAAACAUUUGGAAAGGUAAGAACUAUUCUUCAAUGUUUUUAUUUUAAUGAAAGUAAUUUAGCAUUUUUAACAUUAUAUUAAGUUCGAGGUUAAUGUAAUUUCUGCUUUGUAAUAGACAUGUAAAACACACUUAUGUAUGUCAACCAAAAAAUGUGAUUUUGCAGUCCAAAAAAACCUACAUAUCUUUUGAGGAUAUUGACAAGAACAUUUGACAAGAAGGGCUUCAGAAGUCAUUGUCUGAUCAGAGAACGUGUCCUCUGCAAGAGAACAAGGUCUGGGCAGAACUCUGCACAGUUUUGGGUGUACCAAAUACAUCCCCAAAUAGAUAUAAACUAAAAAGGGCAUACAAAGAUGAAAAUACGAAAAAGGUCCAAAUGGAAGAAGAUGGAAAGGAAAAUGCACCAGAGGCUGAAGGUGCACAAGCUGAAGAAUUUACUCAAGACCUGAGUGAUUUUCAAAAGGAAGAUGGAAAAGAACAUACUAGGAAGAAGGACAUCGUACAAGAUGAGGAAUAUUUGAAAGCAGAAGAGGGAAAUAAAGAAUCAGAAAAACCUAAAGAGUUUAGGCAUGACAAAGUAAAGAAUGUGGACUCAAAGGAGUUGAAGAAAGUGCUAAAAGAGAAAGAUGGAGAGAAAGAUGCACAAGAGGUUGAAGGCGCAAAGGAAGAAGAUGUUACACAAGAGAUGACUACAUUUAAAAAGGGUGAUGAUAAAGAACACAUGAGCGAGAAGGACUUAAUACAGGAGGAGGAAGAUUUAACAGUGGACUCUGCACAUGAAAUGAAAAAGGGCCAGCAGGAGGAAGAUGUCAACAACAAAGAUCACAGGGUGGAAGACAGUGACAGUUGGAGUGACACCGUUGAUGAUGUCAGUCUUGACAGAGAAGAUAAAUUCUUUACAGAGAGUGUUCCUGCACCACCUUCUUUUUUUUUUAUUCCUCAAACUGCCUGGGAAACACUAAGAAAAAAACAAAAAAAUGAUCACUUUAAGGGGUUGCAAUGGACUAACGUUAUCUCUUCAGGCAUUCGCACAGUCCAUCCAUAUUGCAGUUUUGCUUUUACAGGCCACAGGGUUCAAAUACAAGGAUCAACCAGGUACGCACCUGUUUUUAAAUGCUCUGGCUAUUGCAUGUUUACUGACUGCCCAGUAGAAGUUGAAGUUGUUGUGCACAGUGAGAAAACACUUAAAGCACACGUGUCCUUCAGAGGUGACAUGUCAGUGCACAAUAAAAGAGAGCUCCAAAGGCGACCUGUCAGAGCUGAUGCCCAAAAGGAAGUAAGUCAGCAAUUGCAAACAACACUACCAAGGGCCCUCUACCUUCAGAAAAUGGAAAACCUUAGGGAAUCUGUUGUAGAAUCUGGCUGUCGAGAUGAGGCACCUUCGCCAGGUGUUUUGAAAUCCAUUUCCUGGAGACAAAGAAUGAAGGACCGGAAACAUAAAAAUGAAACUCUCAGUCUCCAGAUGAUGGUAAACGAAAAAAGAGAUGAACCGGAUGAGGUAAUCCAGAAAGUGAUCCUUCAUCCGAAGGGUGUGAUGCUUUGGUCCAAGAAAAGCAUUGAUAUAUUCCACCAAAGAUGUAAAUACGACAUUGUUUAUCUUGACGCAACAGGAAGCAUUGUGAAGAAAAGUGAACACAGCACAGGUCCGUUUUACAUAUAUGAGCUAGUGGUCAGAAACCCAAAUAAGGGUUCCUCUCCUUUUCCAGCAGCUACCUAUGUGACCUGUGACCACACAACCUCAUCUAUUGUGUAUUUUCUCAGUGCUUUCCAAACAGAUCAUGCCAAGCAAUAUGGUCACAAAAACAUUCGUCCACUCAUGAUAAUAUGUGAUGGAUCCAUGGUUCUCAUGCAUGCCAUUUCACUCGUCUUCUGCCAAACCAACCUCAAUGCCUUGCUCCAACGUUAUUAUAGAAUUUUGACAGGGAAAGGCACUGCUGAAGAUUUUGAUGUUCCUGUCCUCCACCGCUGUCUAAGUCAUAUAAUGAAAAAUGCUAAAUCCCUGUGCAAAAAGCAUGCACCAAAGAACUACAAGCUGGCCAUGCAUAUUUUUGGACUUCUAACCACAGCAAGUACCAUUGCUGAGUUUGAUGAAAUGCUCCUGAGCUGUACAGUCAUCUUCUCAAGCCCAUGCAGCUCUGAAAAUGUUGAAAAACACUUCAACAACAUUCAGGCUUUGUUGACCACUAUUGGAGAUUCAGUUGUUGAUGACAACAGCAUAGUUCCUGAGCACCUCGAGGACACCAUCAGUCAAACGCCUUUUCACAGACAUUUUAUGGAGGUCAUUGGCACUGCACCCCUCAACAAAAAAGGGGAUCCUAAUGUGUACUACACUGAGACAUUCAUCUCCUCAUUGGCUGCAUACUUCUUGCCUCAUGCAGCUUUAUGGACAAGCAUGAUGCUGGGGGACCUGGGCAGGCAUGGUGAAGGACCCCCAUACCAGCUAUUUUCAAAGACAUUUUCAAAAAUUUCUAAGAAAAAAACCCAGAAUUUCACACAAGACAACAAGACUCAAGGAAUUAUGGAAAAAAGUCAGUGGGACUUGAAGAAAAUUCGCUUUAGAGGAAGACGACUUAACAGACUUGAUGACUUCAUCAUGAUCUACAAAGACACCCACACUGCACUUCUAAGGGAAUUUAAUGAUGCGGAACGUAUCACUAAAAGAAAGGAGCACCGUAUCCUGAAGGAGAAGUGGAGGCAGCGAAAGCAAAGUAGGAGAGGAGUCUAUGUUACCUCCAUCAACAAGCCUUUCCAUUUUAAAAAAGCAGUGGUAACACAGACACAUUUUGGAUACUUUAGUAAAACCACUUUCUUCAAAGACAUUUCUAGUUUUCUAGUUGUCUUUCCCAAAAUAAAGCAGGUGUCUACAGCUCGGGGGACAACCAGCACACCUUCCAUUGACAGACAAACACCAUCAGUGUCAGCACAGGAACCAAAGACAGAGAGCCAAGACAAAGAUGCUUUGGGGCAGGUGUCUACAGCUCCGGGGACAACCGGCACGCCUUCUCCUGACAGACAAACACCAUCAGUGUCAGCACAGGAACCAAAAACAGAGAGCCAAGACAAAAAGGCUUUGAAGAAAGGGAGGAAACCGCUAAAAGCAAAAAGACAAAAGUCCUAUGGACCACUUUGGAGACAUCACUCACCGGAAGAAGUAAUCCAAGCCAGAAAAUUGGUGAAAGAAGUAGUGAUCAAAGAAAGACAAAUGUUAAGCAUCCUGCACCCACAAACUUGGCUCAGCAGCGAUGAAGUGGAUGCAGCUUGUUUUCACAUUUCUCAGCAGUUCCCUCAUAUAGAUGGGUUUCAGUCCAACCUCCUCUAUCAGUGUCUUCACCAAGGGGGUGUGGUUGGGACACCACAGAAACCAUUUGUUCAAGUAUUAAACAUAAAUGACAACCACUGGAUCACAGCAAGCAACCUUUUCUGUGGACCAAAUGAGGUGUGCGUGUAUGACAGCCUGAACACAAACAUCACCAAGCAGACAGAUCAAAAAUUAUCCUGGUUGAUUCGUCCACAAGCCCCCCAGUUUAAGAUAAAAAAACCUGCUGUACAAAUGCAGCAGUCAUCUAGCAGUUGCGGAUUUUUUGCAUUGGCCUUUGCAACUGUGUUAUGUGAUGGAGUCAAACCAGAAGAGUGCCAGUUUCAAGAAAGAAACAUGAGACGAACACUGUACAGAGCUUUGAAGAACAAAAAGGCUCCAGUGUUUACAUAUCAACCAAUACAAGCAAAACCUGAAAGGGCCACAGUUCAGGUGGACGUUCACUGUAUCUGCAGGACCUCACACAACCAAGAGGUGAUGGUGCAGUGCAGCAACUGCAAUAACUGGUACCACCCCAACUGUGUGUCUGUCCCACACAAAGCUUUGGACACCACCGCAGAAGAGUGGAAUUGUGAAAUCUGCACUAAUUAAAAUGUGCAUUAUAGUGGUUUGUAAUUAAUCUUAUACUAUACUAAAUGUUUGAGCUAACAUUAAAAUGUUUAGGUUCUUGGGAUGAUAUUGCAGAAUAUAGAAUGAGUAAAUGUAACGUCACUAACAAUGUCUUUAUUCACAUGUACAUAGUUCAGAGAAGCAGCAUUGGAAACAGGUUAGUGUUGAAAUCAAUGUAGAAUGAAAGCACUUAGCUUGAGCAUAAACAGUUCUUGGUUUGUUGCAGGUGCUUAUGGGCGUGUAGUGCACUCUUGGAGAAGACUAUAACUGAAGACUGGCAAGAAUCCAACUUGAGUAGCCGACUAAGUAAUUCCAUGUGGAGAGAUGAGACCAUACUGUGUGUGUGUGCGCGUGACGUUAUUUCUGUAUGUGUGUGUGUGUGUGUACGUGUGUGCGUGCAUUUCCUUCUAUCUGGUGCCAUACAUUUUUUGUUGAUGGAAUGCUGGAUUCAUUGUUUGAAUUGUAGAGAAAUUCUACUAGUCAGCAUAAUGAAGGUAUCUGCUACAGUGAACAAAUUAAUACAACCACUGCUAAUAAUAAAUAGUAUUGGUCAUGACUUUGGUGUGCAGUUAUUAAAAAAUGAAACAGUGAAAGAACACAAAAAUCACCACGGUGGUACUUGGGGACACGUAGAACAAGAAUCUGGUGGAGUUUCCAGAAAACAAUUUGAUUUUAUAUUUUUAUGAUUUUUUAAAUAUGCCUUUAAGUUAGUAUUGGUCAUGACUUUGGUGUGCAGUUAUUAAAAAAUGAAACAGUGAAAGAACACAAAAAUCACCACGGUGGUACUUGGGGACACGUAGAACAAGAAUCUGGUGGAGUUUCCAGAAAACAAUUUGAUUUUAUCAAUCUAUGUGAAUUUUGAAAAUAUCUGUAUAGAGAGACCUAUUUUUUUAUUAGGGGUGCAAUUAUUGAAGAAUGAAACAGGUAAACAGCAUGAAAACUUCAUAUAAAAUCCACCAUUGUGUAUAAUUUAAUACAAUGUUUAAUAAAACUUUCCCACUAAAUGAUUAUCUCAUAGCAAAAUUUUUAAAAGUUGAACACCUAUCCGCUUGUUGUCACACCAUAUAUAUUUUUUUACAAUUAUUCGUAUAUAAAACAACAUGGCAUUACAAAACAUUGUUGUAAUAGAAAACACAGACCAGGUGCAUAAAAUAAAUACAAUUAUAAUAUAGCCAUAACAAAACAAAACUAAAAAUAAUAAUAAUUUAUUUUUUAAAAUAAAAAUUAACAAAUGAUAAUUAAUUAAACAAGGGGCUAUGGUUUUUCUUGUAAGUCAUAUUCUAGAAUACGUCACACAUAUGAAAGGCCAUAUGCCGUUUCCGGAUCCAAAUGCUCUGAUUGCAUAGGCAAAAAAUAAAAAAAAUGCGAAUAUACACUAAUUGUUUGCUGUAAAAGCACGAUCUUGAGCCUUAUCACCAUAACGAAAUUCUAGAAGUCCAGACAGCGGUUGCUUUCCACAAUUCGACUUUACACGAGGAUCGUUACCGUACAACCCCGUGUAGACCCGCAAUGUAUUUUGAAGCGUAGAUAGCGUGACCGCACUUAUCCGUACCGCAGAUGGCGUGACUCCAGUGAUAAACCGACGAUAAAUAUCACGUGAUAAAUGCGCAGCUUUUGAGUGAAGUACGGGAAAAUGCUGCUGCAUCCGAAAGCCAGAGGGCGCUCUCGUGCGGAAACUCCACAUACGCACUGCAGAAGAAGACCAUGACACGGUCUAGAAUCUAGGAAAUGCCUAUGGACAUCUUUUUAUCACUGUUACUCAAGCCUCAUCAGGUAUUUGUAUGAUAAUAAAGUAUAUUUAUAAUGAUCAUGUUUGACGGGUGUUGCUUUUUCAAAUGCACAUUAUAAGCGACUCAA
Molecule: messenger RNA, 5997 nt
Organism: Triplophysa rosa
Lineage: Eukaryota; Metazoa; Chordata; Actinopteri; Cypriniformes; Nemacheilidae
Exons: 9
Coding region: 592-4122 (1176 amino acids)
Source: RefSeq, a predicted model, not a curated record